Zasmidium cellare ATCC 36951 is the source of this 582-nucleotide messenger RNA. RefSeq lists its product as uncharacterized. The transcript is spliced from 3 exons. The record is from RefSeq and is a predicted model, not a curated record. NCBI's taxonomy places the organism in Eukaryota, Fungi, Ascomycota, Dothideomycetes, Mycosphaerellales, Mycosphaerellaceae. The coding region runs from base 1 to 582 and encodes 193 amino acids.
AUGUCGCACCUCUCUGCCCGACUUGUUGCUCUUACGACUCGCAAGGUCUUCGAGCGCUUCGCGAGCCAAGGAUUGGCACGAGCAAAGGCUGGAAAUGUCGGCAGCAUCGUUACAAUCACGAAGUCAGAGAUCUUGAAGCUGGGUCGAUUCAUGGAAUUUCGACUGCAGGACGAGCUUGUUCUCCAACUACCAAAGUCGGACCCCUUCGAGAUGCGCAAGUCUGUGUCGCUCGAGCUCUCAGGCGCUGCCAACGGCUCCAAGGUCGUCCACGUCUUUGAGAAUGGUGCUAUCAAAUCAUCUAAGCAGCUUCUCGAGGAGGAGACCACUCGCGACGGCAGGGAGAAGCGUCUCAGCGCCCAAGAGAACUGGUACCCUCACCUUGACCAGACCAACAUCCGCGAAAAGGCGCUCAGCGACAUGCUCGAGGAGUUGGAGCACUUGAGGGCUGCCGAGACCAUCACGCUCGACGACAAAGAGUUUGGCAAGUACAAUGCGAUUAUGCGGUAUGAGGAGGUCCUGAGGGAGCAGAAGAAUGCUCGAGAGAUGGCGAAAGCUGCACUAUACGGCAACGGAAAGCACUAA